UAACGGGUAGGCCCAGUCGAUUUGUAAAAUCCUGGUAGCCAAGCAAACCCCAACCCUGAGGGCGCACAAUCCUCGAGUCUUGCUAAUACUGGUGGGAGCUCAGCUUUGCCAGAUCCAUGAGCUUAGAUGAAAUGUUGGCUCCAAUCGACAAGUUGGCAAAAAUCCUAAAAAGCCUGGACUCCUUCGGUUUUGGAUACUCAAACACUCACAUAGACGUUAGACUCCUGGUCCGUGUCUCAAGACGGGCGACUUGCAGCCAUUACGCCAGCAUCCGAGAUAAAUCCCCAGGCCUCGGGAUGAGAUGGAAGGUGUGGACAAGGUCUGCAAUACUCGACAACUACAUUUCCUUUUUUUUUUUAACUUCUCCUCGGCCUAACACGAAGGUAGUGUCUGCUUGCAAGCCCUUUCCUUUCAGCAACUACACGUACUUUUCCACUCUCUUUUCAAAGUGCUUUGCAUAUAUCCAUUACUGUACUUGUUCGCUGUCAGGCUCUCGCCAAUAUUUAGCUUUGGAUGGAAUUCACCACCCACUCAGAGCUGCAUUCCCAGGAAACUCGACUCCUUGGUGGUCAAAAAAAAGUAGAGCAAACUGAAUUCCUAUCACCCUCCAUGGCGCCAUAUCCCAACGGACUUAAGAAUGUUUGAACUGACUGAGACCCCUUCAAUUAAAAUUCCCU
Metschnikowia bicuspidata var. bicuspidata NRRL YB-4993 is the source of this 677-nucleotide messenger RNA. NCBI's taxonomy places the organism in Eukaryota, Fungi, Ascomycota, Pichiomycetes, Serinales, Metschnikowiaceae. The record is from RefSeq and is a predicted model, not a curated record.